CCGGCGUCCCCUCUCCAUCGCCUCUUUCUCACACAGAGUUGAGUUCUGUUCACGUGAGGUUGUGUCUCCUAGAAUUAAGGUCACACAACCCACUUAAUUUCGUGAAAUAAUUACAAAAAAAAUUAAAAAAAAAACAUAAAAGUACCUAAAAACCCUUAAAAAAAUCGAAAAAUAUAGUGAAAAGUAAUAGAAACAAAUGUUGAAACUAGUGCGCGCAUUCAACGUGGUUUGACUGACAGACGAGCCAUUUUGAGGAGAUAUACGCCACGUUGGAAAUAUAGAUAUUUUUAAUCAAUUCUUAUUAAUAAUUAAUUUGUUCGUGGUUUAAGUAUAUAAAGGCCGUAAGAUAUGAAUCCAGGGGCUCCUAACUACCCGAUGGCGUCCCUUUAUGUUGGAGAUCUGCAUUCCGACAUCACCGAGGCGAUGUUGUUUGAGAAGUUUUCGACUGCGGGGCCCGUAUUGUCGAUAAGGGUAUGCCGAGACAUGAUCACGAGGCGCUCCUUGGGCUACGCCUACGUUAAUUUCCAGCAGCCUGCCGAUGCCGAGCGAGCCAUAGACACCAUGAACUUCGAUAUGCUCAAGGGCAGACCUAUUCGCAUUAUGUGGUCUCAAAGAGAUCCCUCUUUGCGUAAGUCAGGUGUAGGCAAUGUGUUCAUCAAGAACUUAGACAAAAGCAUUGAUAAUAAGGCAAUGUACGACACAUUCUCUGCUUUCGGCAACAUAUUAAGUUGUAAAGUGGCGCAAGAUGAAACAGGUGCUUCCAAGGGCUAUGGCUUCGUCCACUUUGAAGCCGAAGAUUCUGCCAACAAGUCUAUUGACAAAGUUAAUGGCAUGCUGUUGAAUGGCAAGAAGGUUUACGUAGGCAGAUUUAUUCCACGCAAGGAACGCGAGAAGGAACUUGGAGAAAAGGCCAAACUUUUUACCAAUGUGUAUGUCAAGAACUUCGGAGAAGACAUGACAGAUGAAUCCUUGCGUGACAUGUUUGAGAAGUAUGGGCGUAUCACAAGCUACAAGAUCAUGAGCAAAGAUGAUGGUAAAUCUAGGGGAUUCGGAUUCGUUGCUUUUGAUGAUCCAGAUGCAGCUGAACUGUCGGUUAUUGAGCUCAAUGGCAAAGAGUUAGUGGAAGGCAAGCCGAUGUACGUUGGUCGUGCUCAAAAGAAAGCUGAACGCCAACAAGAACUCAAGCGUAAGUUUGAGCAGCUGAAAAUAGAACGUCUGAAUCGCUACCAAGGUGUUAACCUGUAUGUCAAGAACCUUGAUGACACAAUCGAUGAUGAAAGGCUGCGCAAGGAGUUCACACCGUUUGGUACAAUCACAUCCGCAAAGGUGAUGACUGAGGAUGGAAGAAGCAAAGGAUUUGGAUUUGUUUGCUUCUCUUCUCCUGAAGAAGCUACAAAGGCAGUCACUGAGAUGAAUGGACGCAUUGUGGGUACUAAGCCAUUAUAUGUGGCUUUAGCUCAGCGUAAGGAAGAUCGCAAAGCACACUUAGCCUCACAAUACAUGCAACGUAUGGCUAACAUGAGAAUGCAUCAAAUGGGACAGAUAUUCCCAGCUGGAAGUACAGGUGGUUACCUUGUACCCACAAUGCCACAACCCCAACGCUUCUAUGGUCCAGCUCAAAUGACUCAAAUCAGAGCAACUCCCCGUUGGCCAUCACAGCCUCAAUUGCGUCCGGCUGCCGCAGGUGCAGCAGCUGCUGCUGGCGCUGGUGCGGGUGGAUAUGCAAGGGGUGGAGCAUUCAGACCAGCUCCCAGAGCCCCUGGCCAAACUGGAGCAAUGCGAAAUGCGAUCUCUGCCCGCCCAAUUACCGGUCAACAGGCAGCUCAAGCAGGAGCAGCAGCUGCAGGUGUUGCACAGGCCAGACCAAUGGCUGGAGGCCCAGUUGCUGCAGGCCCUGGUCGUCCAAGUUCCUACAAGUACACAUCGAACAUGCGCAAUCCACCUCAAGUGCUGGCUUCUGCAAAUGCUCAAGCUCCUCAGCCUCAACAGGCAGUGCUGGUACAAGGCCAAGAACCACUCACCGCUUCCAUGCUUGCCGCAGCACCGGCUCAUGAACAGAAACAGAUGCUUGGAGAGCGAUUAUUCCCUCUUAUUCAGGGAAUGUACUCUGACAUGGCCGGCAAGAUCACCGGUAUGCUUCUUGAGAUCGACAAUUCUGAACUCCUGCACAUGUUGGAGCAUAACGAAAGUCUUAAAGCCAAGGUGGAGGAAGCUGUUGCUGUAUUACAGGCACAUCAAGCAAAGCAAGCCGCGACUCAGAACAGUCAGGCUAAGAAGGAGUAAAGAACCCCACGACAAGCUUCCAGCAAUUAAUUUCCCUUGGCUACACCUUUUUGCAACUUUACUAGCGGUGUCCUAAUUGUCCCAUUGUGAAAGAUUCAGCAUUCGUGAGAUUGCAGUAAAGUUGCUUGUAGUUUUAAUUGACUGGACUCAAAAGGGCCACUAUCAAAAAAAAAAGUUUACCUUAAUUUCUUACAUGAAUUAGAUAUAAAAAAAA
Ctenocephalides felis (cat flea) is the source of this 2497-nucleotide messenger RNA. RefSeq names its product polyadenylate-binding protein 4-like. The record is from RefSeq and is a predicted model, not a curated record. Gene Ontology annotation, molecular function: RNA binding. NCBI's taxonomy places the organism in Eukaryota, Metazoa, Arthropoda, Insecta, Siphonaptera, Pulicidae. Gene Ontology annotation, cellular component: ribonucleoprotein complex.